Molecule: messenger RNA, 1011 nt
Organism: Penaeus vannamei (Pacific white shrimp)
Lineage: Eukaryota; Metazoa; Arthropoda; Malacostraca; Decapoda; Penaeidae
Source: RefSeq, a predicted model, not a curated record
AUGAUUCCUUUUCGAGGUAGAAUCAGUAUCAGGCAACAUGUCCCUGGCAAACCUUUCCCAGACGGGUUAAAAAUGUUUGUCCUAGCUUCUCCAAGUGGAAUGGUACUCGAUUUUGAAAUUUUUCAAACUAAAGAAGCAUUGCUAUCCAUUAUUGAAAAGCUGAAUGUUAAACCUGACAGAACCCUCACAACUGGUGAAGCAGCAGUAUUAAGGUUUGUGCGCAGUGUGGAUGCUGGCACAAGUAUCUUUUUUGAUAGAUUUUUUACAAGCUCAAACUUAUUGUGUGAUCUGUAUGACAGAGGCCUUCGAGGAACAGGCACAAUAAAGAAAAACAUGGUACCUAAAGAGGCUAAGCAAAUAUUAAAGACUGAGGCAACCUUGCGCAAAGAGGGCAGAGGGGCAUCCGAUUGCCAAGUCCGAAAUGAUAACAAGGUGGCUGUGACUGCUUGGUAUGACAAAAAGUUGGUACUAAUGGCUUCCAAUGAGUUCUCUAUUGAUGACGAAGAUAUAUGCCAGCGGUGGUCUAAGGCUACCAAUACCCAUGUUGGUGUAAAGAGGCCCCGUGUGUGGACUGUUAGGGUGGUAUUGCAUGUACUUGAUGUUGUAACUGCCAACUGUUGGCUGGAAUACAGAAAGGAUAUGGAGUCAAAACCCAAACAAUAUCUAGACUUCAAAUUAAUCUUGGCAGACCAGUUAAUGUCAGGUGAUUUCUUUGACCAUGCCACUGACAGUCAGAGUAUUUCUGAUGCAAGUCUCUCUUCAGUAGACUGUAUUGAUUCAGAGACUGAGCCUCCUCUAAAGGCAGCUAAACAGGGCUUGACUCCUCUGCCAAACAGGGCUGAAAGAAAGAAAGGUGCAUCUCAUCUCCCAAUAGUCAUUGAUGGUAAGAACUCUUUCCGCAGAUGUCGCAGAGAAGGAUGUAAGAAUAGAACACGAACAUUGUGCUCUCAGUGUAAUGUAUUUCUCUGCAACUAUGCAAAGAGAAACUGCUUCCUUGAGUUUCAUGUAUAA